Messenger RNA from Camellia sinensis, 651 nucleotides. The record is from RefSeq and is a predicted model, not a curated record. Lineage: Eukaryota; Viridiplantae; Streptophyta; Magnoliopsida; Ericales; Theaceae.
UAUUUGCUGAGCGCUCUAGUCGACCUAUCACAGGUCCAUCGUUAUGACUGGGGUGGCGCCGGUCUGGCUACCCUUUAAUUUUAUAUGAGUGCGACCUCCCGCGGGCGGGGCGACUUACUUGGCGGCUAUUGGAGAGCCUGGGAGCUAUGGGUUUAUGUAUACUUCCCAUCAUUAGCCCCAGAGCUGGAGGUGGUAGGGAUUCCCGUGACCCCAUAUUCAUUGAUAUUCGAGGGCCCGCACCAGCCGAGGCCUCGAGAGACCCUCCUUCGCCUGCGACAGUAUUUCGACACGGUGCGACAUUCAGAGAUUACAUGGCAGCCCUGGGCGUCUCUGGGUGAUGGCCUCCGACUUCGGUACACCGGGGCAUCGUACAUCUCCCAGUAUAGGGUCCUGCUUGAAGGGCCGGUUAGCAGGGUAUGGUUCCUGGGGGAGCGCUUUCUGCGCCAGGUAUGGGGGUAUCUUUCUCAGGAUAUUUCCGUAGUACCCCCAGCCAGUAUGCGGACCGCUGACAGACUCUCUUACUCAGAGCCAUCGCGGGGGUACAUAAAGGAGGUAGUUGGGCUGGUGGCCACACUCGAAGGCAUGGUCCUGCGGAGGGAGGCACAGUUGUCUGUUGCUGGCAUUCAGACUAUUUGUGUAGAGUACAUCUGA